Amaranthus tricolor (Joseph's coat) is the source of this 828-nucleotide messenger RNA. RefSeq lists its product as uncharacterized. The coding region runs from base 1 to 828 and encodes 275 amino acids. Gene Ontology annotation, molecular function: nucleic acid binding; zinc ion binding. The record is from RefSeq and is a predicted model, not a curated record. NCBI's taxonomy places the organism in Eukaryota, Viridiplantae, Streptophyta, Magnoliopsida, Caryophyllales, Amaranthaceae. The transcript has 4 exons.
AUGGCAAAUAAUACAUCUACAAACACCCACAUCAAUCCAAUUGCCGACAAUAUAAACAAAGGAAAGGGUAUUGAAAAAGAUCCCAUAAAAAUUGAGGAAGAUAAGGCAAAAGCUGCAUCAAUUUUGAGACAUCAUUUAAUCGACAGUCUCAAACAUGAAUACAACAAUUAUGAGGACCCAAAAUUACUUUGGGAAGAGCUAAAUGAAAGAUUUGGCCAUAAUAAAAGUGUACUUCUCCCAAAAGCCAUAGAUGAAUGCAUUUUGUUACAACAACAAUAUCGUGAAAGGCAUUUCCGGAAAUAUCAUGAAUUGCUGAAAACACUUCUUGUUGCGGAGCAAAAUAAUGAACUAUUAUUAAAACAUCACAACAGGAGACCGGUUAGGACUAUUCCCUUUAAUGAAACAAAUAUGAUUGAGAGGAAUGUGCGCCAUCGAGGUCGUGGGAACUAUUUUAUAAGAGGCAAAGGUCAUGGAAAAUAUCACGAAAAGAGCGGCAUGAAUACUUUCGAACAAGGAAAUUUCUAUGACCGUAGUCGUGGUCGUGGUCGUGGUCAUGGACUUAGUCGUGGCCGUGGACGUAGCCACAAAUACAAAAGCACAUGUAAUAGAUGUGGCAUGACUGGACAUUGGGGGCGAACUUGUCGUACCGCCAAACAUUUAGUGGAUUUAUAUCAAGCUUCCCAGAAAAACAAAGGAAAAGGGGUAGAAGCAAAUUUUGUAAAUGAAGCAAGUACAUCUGGGCCCACCUUAGAUGUCUCCGAUUUCUUUGCUGAGGAUGUGAACCUCCACAAACUUGAUCCCCAAGAAGAAGAUAAUUACAUCUUUUGA